Sordaria macrospora k-hell is the source of this 1731-nucleotide messenger RNA. RefSeq lists its product as uncharacterized. Lineage: Eukaryota; Fungi; Ascomycota; Sordariomycetes; Sordariales; Sordariaceae. The record is from RefSeq and is a predicted model, not a curated record. Gene Ontology annotation, biological process: ergosterol metabolic process. Gene Ontology annotation, cellular component: endoplasmic reticulum membrane. Gene Ontology annotation, molecular function: ergosterol O-acyltransferase activity.
AUGACAUCCACAUCAACAUCAGCGGACGCCUUCGCCGGCCAAGGCGACAACAUUCUCCGGCCUCGACCACGGAAACCCUUGCAUACUCAGGUCUCCCAACUGUCCCACGAUGCAAACGGCGACAGCGACCAGGCUAACGGUACCGGAGCUACCAGUGUCACCGGCCAAAGCAGCGGCCGCUCGACCCCGAUUCCGUCCGAUGCUCCCCCGUCCAUCCAGUCCCUCUCGACCGCCCGCAAGCAAGUCCGUGCCGAACAACGCCGCCGUCUCUUUCCCACGAUAGAGUUCGCGAGCCGAGUAUCUCACUUCGAUCCCAACAGCGACUACCGCGACUUCCAUGGCUUCUUCAAUCUCUUCUGGAUCGGCCUGGCCAUCAUGGCCAUCACCACCGGUCUACGCAACAUCAAAGAUACAGGCUACCCGCUGCGCGUCCAGAUCUGGGGGCUCUUCACCGUCAAGCUUUGGCAUCUUGCCGUUGCUGACUUCCUCAUGGUUGCCACCACCGCCGUAUCCCUCCCGCUACACAAGGUCUUCCGCGCUGCCCCGACCGGCGGCGUCCUGACCUGGGCCAAGGGCGGCAUGGUCAUCCAGAGCAUUUACCAGGCCGCUUGGCUGACCGUCUGGAUUAUCAUUCCCUUCUGGCUCGAGUGGACAUGGACGGCCCAGGUCUUCCUGCUGCUGCACACCAUGGUGCUGCUCAUGAAGAUGCACUCGUACUCGUUCUACAUGGGCCACCUGUCCGAGACGGAGAAGCGUCUCCGGGCGCUCGACGACCCGGCCACCGCCUCCAAGGCCCCGGCCUACCUCUACCCGACUCCCGAAAACCCCAUGGGCACCGUCGUCAGCCCCAAGCAGCGCGCCGCCGAAACUGCCGCCGAAGCCAACGACAAGGAAACGGAGAUCAGUACCCCCAAUGAGGACGACGAGGUGGCCCAGCUCCGCGAGGACCUCGCCCGCGAACUCACCUCGCCCAUGGGCAACAUCACAUACCCGGCCAACCUGACGUGGGCCAACUACCUCGACUACCUCUGCUGCCCAACGCUGUGCUACGAGAUCGAGUACCCGCGCACCGCCGCCAUCGACUGGCAGAACCUGCUGUCCAAGAUCCUGGCCGUCUUCGGCUGCAUCUUUUUGCUGACCGUCAUCUCGGAGGAGUUCAUCCUGCCCGCCUUGACCGACGCCUCCAUCCGUCUCGACCCUUCUCUGCGCACCGCCGACACGGCGCUCACAGCCCUCGAGGUCCUGCUCAUUCUGUCCGAGACCAUCUCCUGGCUGCUGUUCCCCUUCAUGCUCACCUUCUUGUUGGUGUUUCUCGUCAUCUUCGAGUACGUCCUCGGCGCUUUUGCCGAGAUCACGCACUUUGCCGAUCGCCACUUCUACUCGGACUGGUGGAACAGCACGGACUGGAUGGAGUUUUCGCGCGAGUGGAACGUGCCCGUGUACAACUUUUUGCGCAGGCACGUGUACAGCGUCAGCAGGCCGCAUGUCGGCAAAGCGUAUGCGACGGUAAUUACGUUUUUGAUCUCGGCCGCGGGCCACGAGAUCGUCAUGGCGUGCAUCACCAAGAAGUUGAGGGGUUACGGCUUCAUUUGCCAGAUGCUCCAGUUGCCGAUCGUGAUGCUGCAGAGGACCAAGCUGGUCAGGGGGAAGAAGACGUUGAAUAAUGUUUGCUUUUGGUGUAGUAUGAUUUUGGGUUUGAGUUUGAUUUGCUCGCUUUACGUGUUGGUAUAA